AUGAAAGCGAUUCCGGAAAAUCCGCAUGGCCCGACACCCGGUAAAGCGAGCAACCGAACCAGCUUGACAAGCGUAAACACCGCCAGGGGCAUCAAAGACAUCUAUGCCGAAGCGUCGUCGGCCACAUCGGACGGCGAAGCCCGCAGCAGCUCCGUCGACGCCCGGCGCGGAGCAACGGGAUCGUCGCCCGUGGAACGCACAGCAGAUCCGGCGACGUUUGCAGUGGAGGAGGUGACAUCACCGACAGCAGAACCUCCGCGACUGCAGCGGCGACGGCGAGAUCAGCAAGAGGACAGCGAGGAAGACCUCGAUGGAUGCGAGCAGAAGGCGUCGAGACAGAGCGCCAAAGCAAGUUAUCUGGCCAAAGCUCACUCCGCAGUAAUCGGGUACAACUCUGAUCCACUGUUGCUGCACUUCGUCUACGACCUCUGGCUCUUCACCACCAUCGGAGGAGCCAAGAACAGCGCCGGCACGGGGAACUUGAGAGAAGCCUUGGCCACGAAGCCAUACUCUCCCGAGCUCUGGCGAACCUACCACACCGCGCUGGUGGAUCUGCAACGACAGGUGGGGUGGCCGAGCCUCUUCAUUACCAUCGCUCCCUACGAGUGGUCGUUCCCGUACCAUCAGUGGCUGCAAGACGAGCUGAACAAAUCUCUCCUAGCCAGGCUCGAGAUGCCAGUAGCAGAGACCUUGCAUCUGGCCCAUGUGCUUACUCAGGCAGUGAAAGGUCUUCUAACCGGAGCGAACGAAGGCCUGCAGGCCAAGCGAGAGCACGUCUUCUGUUCCGGAGAAGGACCCGGCAAAGUUCGGCACUGGGUGGCCAGGUUGGAAUUCCAAGACGGCAAGCGGAAACGGCACGUGCAUCGAACCGGCCAGUUCUACCACGGACGCGGAGCGGUUCACGUGCACAUCCUUCUGUGGCUAUCGGACAUGCAAGCCAUGGAACUGUCCUCGAAGAUCCGCGCCGACAUACCCGGCGAGGGCGAGCCGGAGAUGCGCGAUCUGGUGUUGGGCUCCCAACUGGACUACACCUCAAGCGGCUGGCCGGCACGCGAAGAACCCACCGAGGUAAGCAAGGAAGACCAGCGACUGAAACUGCAUCAUCCUCGCGAAGCUUUCGAAAGAUGCUGUCGGGCAUACGUCUCAGACGUCCUGGCCGCCCUUCGCUGCCACGUAGAUGUCCAAGCAUCGGAUGGUCGCGCGAUGAUUCUGAAGUACUGCGCCAGCGCCUUGUUUGCAAUCCGAGUAAACCGAUUUCAGCAUUUAGUCGUGAUGUCCUCACGGUUUGCUGCACCUCGCCGCGCAGGCUACCUUCCGAAGUUCAGCAGCUCCUUUGCAGCGGAACUACUCAACAACGAAGCCAGCGAUUACUCGCUGGCGCGCCGCGUGCUAGCAGACUACCACCCGCUGCAGCCCGAAAUGGUCAUGCAGCUUGCGAUGCAGCAACACCCGCAGUUCAUCUGCCCAGCCACCGUGCGCAAGUUCGUCGUACCCGUUCCUUGGCAAAAGGAGAUGCCCAAGCUCGUGCAGAACUACAUGACGAGUUCCUGGAGACGUCCCAACAUGAGCCUCUUGGACUUUCUCAGAAAAUCAGGCAACGACGGCCAGAUAUCCCAAAAAUACCGUCGCAUGCACAGCCACCUCAAGAUCGGCAUGCCCCUGAACGAUUGGAUUAAUGUGCACCCGGCCGACGGCAAAAUCCUGGUGGCCGAUAUCCCGUACGCGCACACCAACGAUCGACGCUACGGCCAAUGGUUGCUCUUGAACGUGCCCUUCCGGAAUGUCGACGACCUCUGGCUCGAGAACGCGGAAAAACUGCCAGAGAACCUGAAAUUUCUCGGACUUUGCGUACUCCACCGCCGUCGCUUCUGGCGGGAUCCACAAAAGAUUCGAGCGGAGUUGGAAAAAGAGGCUCGCAGCGAGACGUACAUCCAGAACACGCUGGCCAUGCUGGCGGCCCGCAUCGAGCUGAUCGACGCUUACCUCUCCGGGGAGAUGACAGUGGAGAAGGAGCCGGAGCCUGCAUUGGACGGAGUUGCCAAAGUGGCCAGCGCCAACAUCAAGGUUGCACCGGAGCAAGCGAACGUCAUCCACACCAUCCGCCGACGAGUUCAACAAGCGCUGGAAGCAAAAUGGCCAGAAGACAACCAAGUCGAGUCCUGGGCCAUGUGGUUCGAUCAAACAAUGCCCGCCAACACUGCCACGGUCGUAUUGGGACCGGCCGGCAGCGGAAAGAGCACCGCGGUCGAGAUCGCUUUGGCCGAAGCCGUCAAGGCCGGAGCGCACGUCGGUGUGGCGUGCCCGACGGGCAUGUUGGCUACGCGGUACAGGAGUCGCUAUCCGGAUCUGGACAUCGACACCGUGCACGGCAUGUUCGCAUUGCACAAGGACGAGCUGACGACCGCAGACAUCAUGAAGAUCUACGAUCUCAUCAUCAUCGACGAGAUUGGACAGCUCCCCGUCUGGAUCUUCGAUCGACUGCUUCGGCUCUGGGACGCGGCCGAGCGAAGGCCCGCCAUCGUGUUCGUCGGCGACUUCUGUCAGCUGACCGGCGCGGACGGCACCACGGCAAGAGACAGCCCCAGGUGGGCCCAGAUGAGCAUCUCCACCCUGUUCGAGAUGCGCCGAUGCAAAUGUGCCAAGUUGAAGUGGAAGCUACAACUACUGAGGAACUCAAUACCGAGCGGGGCACAGCUCAAGAAACUCCUCAAAGGCCACCGGGCUAAUGCUCAUGCAGGCCACGCUCACGGCAACGUCGUUACCGCAGACGACGUGGCCCAAGUGUUCAAGGAGAGGCCGAACACCACUUUCGUCACCAUAUCCCGGCGCGGGACCGCCAAGGUGAACCAGCACGCAGUGCGCGCUCUCUUCUCCGAUGCGGACGUCCUUGGACGCAUACCUUGCGAUCCACAGGAGAACUUCGACAACUUCCACGGCACCGCGCAAGUCGCUGCAGAACCAUUCUGGAUGCCCGUCUACGAAGGCAUGCGAGUGACCAUCACCAGAAACACGGACAAAGAGAACGGCUUCGUCAACGGCAUGGGUGCGGUCGUACAGCGCAUGAGACACAGCGGCGUACAGGUCAAGACCGACGAAGGCAAGGUGCUCCUGAUUCAUCCCAUCGCUCAAGAGUGCGCCUUGUGGGAUGGCAGCGUUCAGACCACCACCGCUUUUCCGCUGCGACUGGGCUACAGCACCACCUUGCACAAAAUUCAAGGUGCCACCCUGUCCCACAUCACCAUUUGGAUGGAUGUUCCUUUCGUGAAGGCAGCACUGUAUGUAGCACUCUCGCGGGUACAGUACGACCGCGAUUGGAAGUUCGUAGGAAGCAUCGACCGCC
This is a messenger RNA of Symbiodinium sp. CCMP2592, 3340 nucleotides long. NCBI's taxonomy places the organism in Eukaryota, Dinophyceae, Suessiales, Symbiodiniaceae. The record is from the annotation of a GenBank genome assembly.